This is a messenger RNA of Thyridium curvatum, 3576 nucleotides long. RefSeq lists its product as uncharacterized. Gene Ontology annotation, biological process: piecemeal microautophagy of the nucleus; endocytosis; exocytosis. Gene Ontology annotation, molecular function: protein binding; sterol binding. The transcript is spliced from 2 exons. NCBI's taxonomy places the organism in Eukaryota, Fungi, Ascomycota, Sordariomycetes, Thyridiales, Thyridiaceae. The record is from RefSeq and is a predicted model, not a curated record. Gene Ontology annotation, cellular component: intracellular membrane-bounded organelle; membrane; cytosol. The coding region runs from base 1 to 3576 and encodes 1191 amino acids.
AUGGCCCAACAACAACCGUCCAACAAGGGCCACAACUCUCGCCUGUCCGUUGCUGGGUCUUCUCUUGGCCGAGUGCCUUCCCACCAGGGCUCAGCAACCGGUGCAUCCAAGUCUGCUCCGGCCAUCGUCGACAAAGCGACCACGCUGGAGCAAUCCGUGCGCAAGUUUCGCGUCGUCGAGGCCCUGAGAAAUGGCGACACGGCAUCCAUAUCCAGGACAAUCCGUGAAACCGCCGAGGGCGGCCCCCGCCAGAGCAUCUCCUCGGCAUCUGCCCCGUCAGCGACGUCGCUCGACGACACGACGAUCCUCCACCUUGCCAUCCAAUGCGCAGAGUUCCCUGUUGUCGAAUACGUGCUCUCUGAUGGCGCCGGCUCCAUCGACGUGAAUGCACGGGACAAGGACGGCAACACCCCGCUGCACAUUGCAGCGAUGCAGGGCCGCUCCCAGGUCGUGCGCCUGCUGCUGGACCAGAAGGACAUCAAUGAGUCCAUCGCCAACAACCAGGGUCGCCUGCCCAUUGACCUGGCACGAAACCCCGAGAUCUUCCAAGUGCUGCAGCUCUCCAGAUCGCUCUUUGCCGAGGAGAAGGUGAAAGAGAUCCAGGAACUGGUCAACCGUGGGGAUUACAAGACGCUGGCUCAGGUCUUGGAGGAACCUCGGCUGAAGACUGUCAUGGACAUCAACAGUACCGAGUUUGUCUCCGAUCCUAUUACCUCUCAGUCUGGUGGCAACCUGCUGCACGAAGCUGCCCGCAAGAAGAACACUGCUCUCAUCCAAGUGCUGCUCCUCCACGGUGCCGACCCUUUCAGGAGAGACCGCAAGGGCAAGCUGCCCCAGGAUGUGACCAAGGAUGAUGUCACGAGAGCCAUGUUGAAGCGCUCCCCGGCCGCUGUCGCAGCGCAGAGGGGGAUCCAGGAGAAGGCUGUCCUUGGCGCCGCGAGCCAAGGAUCGGCUGCUUCUGCGGCUGGCGAUCCUCUGGCUGGCCGCGAAGCGAGAGAAAUGAAGGGCUAUCUCAAGAAAUGGACCAACUACAGGAAGGGAUAUCAGCUGCGUUGGUUCGUGCUCGAGGACGGCGUCCUGAGCUACUACAAGCACCAGGAUGACGCCGGCUCUGCCUGCCGUGGCGCCAUCAACAUGCGCAUCGCACGGCUGCACAUGAGCCCUGACGAGAAGACCAAGUUUGAGAUCAUCGGAAAGUCUUCCGUCAAGUACACUCUCAAGGCCAACCACGAAGUGGAGGCCAAGCGGUGGUUCUGGGCGCUGAACAACUCGAUCCAGUGGUCCAAGGACCAGGCCAGGGAAGAAGACAAGAACCGCGCGAGAAGCGCCGAGCUGCUGAAGCAGGCCAAGGCGGAGCACUCGCAAGGGACCUCUAUCAACGAGACGCAGAGCGAGAAUGCCAGCCUUGCCGACCGGCCACGCAGCAGCUUCCAGCUCUCUCGCCUGCACUCGGCAAGCAAAUCCAUGACCAAGGUUCAGCUAGCUGGCACGAGCACUGUGGGUAGUUUGGAUGAGGAUGAUAACAUCGACUUCUACGAGUCCAAGAGUCAGGGUGGUGCGCCGGGCCAGAACGAUGACGAUGACGACGAUGAGGAGUAUGGCGAUGCUUCAAGCGGCCAUGAAGCGCCAAGCGGCAACAAAGACGCCUUCAACAUCACUGCCCAGUCUGUCAAGCUACAACUCGACACCAUGGCGCAGGUGAAUGCCGCCUUGAUCACCGAAGCCACUAAGAACCCGGCUCUCACCCUGUCGGACACCAAAACGCAGCAGGCACUAUCUACUUAUGACGCUGCGAUCCGCUCCAUGACCGGAUUGGUUGGAGACUUGCUCAGGAUCUCUCGCGAUCGCGAUGCCUACUGGCAGUACCGACUCGACCGCGAGGUGGAUAUGCGACGCAUGUGGGAGGAGAGCAUGGCCAAGGUCGCACACGAGCAGGAGGCUCUCGAGGCUCGCGUCGGCGAGGCGGAAGAGAAGAAGAAGCAGGCCAAGAGGAUACUGAAGGAAGUGGUCGGCAGCGGCAUGCUCGAGGAAGGGCCGAACAUCGCGCAUGGCGUCGCCAAGGAAGAGAUAUCGCAAGGAGUGUCCGAGGCUGAGGUCGCCGCUGGGCAAAAGUCUCCGACUCAUACCAUCUCCCGCCGGCAGACCGUGAUUGAGCAGGUCGCAGAUCUGUCAGACUCCGAGUCCGAUGCUGAGGAGUUCUUUGACGCCAUCGAUGCGGGCGAGGUCGAGGUGGAGCCCUUGCCGCCGGCCGAGCUUGUCGCGGCCGGGGAGAAGGAGAAGCAAGAGGUAGUCAUUUCGGGCAUCGACAUCAGCAGCGCAUUCCACGGAUACGAGAACGGGCCCAGGCAGAGACUCAAGUUGGACGCUGACAACCGUCCCAAGGUCGGACUUUGGGGAAUUCUGAAAUCUAUGGUUGGCAAAGAUAUGACGCGGAUGACUCUCCCCGUAUCGUUCAACGAGCCGACCUCUCUUCUUCACCGCAGUUCCGAAGACAUGGAGUACUCCGAGUUGCUUGAGCAGGCAGCGGCGCGGUCCGACUCGAUCGAGAGACUCAUCCAUGUCGCUGCCUUUGCCGCCAGUAUCUACGCGUCGACGAUUGGCCGUGUCGCCAAGCCCUUCAACCCUCUGCUGGCCGAGACGUUUGAGUACGCUCGACCUGACAAGAACUACAGGAUGCUGGUUGAGCAGGUCAGCCACCACCCGCCCAUCGGUGCAUCGUGGGCCGAAUCGCCCAAGUGGACCUACUACGGAGAGCAGAAUGUCAAGUCGAAGUUCUAUGGGAAAUCCUUCGACUUCCAGCAGCUCGGUACGUGUUUCUUGAGGCUCCGGCCCGACGCGGGAGGCAAGGAAGACUUUUACACGUGGAAGAAGCUCAACUCUACGGUCGUGGGCAUCAUCACGGGCAACCCUGUGGUCGACAGCCACGGCCCCAUGGUGAUCAAGAACUGGACCACGGGCGAGGAGGCGCACCUCAACUUCAAGCCGCGCGGCUGGACGGCGGCCUCGGCCUACCACGUCAACGGCAAGAUCGUGGACGCCAACGGCCACGUGCGGGUGUCGCUCGGCGGGCGGUGGAACUCGAGGAUCUACGCGCGGUUCACGCCCGGGUACGAGGCCACGGUCGAGGAGCCGGCGGACGGCGAGUCGGAGCGCAGGGGCAGCAUCGGGUCGGACCCGCAGAACCGGGCGUUCCUCAUCUGGCAGGCGAACCCGCGGCCCAAGGGGAUCCCGUUCAACCUGACGCCCUUCGCCGUGACCUUCAACCACAUCGACGAGCAGCUGGCGCGGUGGCUGGCGCCGACGGACUCGCGGCGGCGGCCGGACCAGCGGGCGAUGGAGGAGGGCGAGUACGACUUUGCGGCGAAGGAGAAGGUGCGGCUCGAGGAGGCGCAGCGGGCGCGGCGCAAGGCGCGCGAGGCGAGCGGGGACGAGUUCGUGCCGGCGUGGUUCGAGAGGGCCAAGUGCGAGGUCACGGGGGAGACGUACUGGAGGCUCAACGGCCGGUACUGGGAGCAGCGGGAGAGGGCGGGCAAGGGGGACGAGGGCGCUUGGGAGGGGCUUGAGCCGAUUUACUAG